This is a messenger RNA of Trichobilharzia szidati, 2433 nucleotides long. The record is from the annotation of a GenBank genome assembly. NCBI's taxonomy places the organism in Eukaryota, Metazoa, Platyhelminthes, Trematoda, Strigeidida, Schistosomatidae.
AUGAAUUUAUUACAUUCCUUACUAUUAUUAUUUUCUUUGAUAUUAUCGGUAUCAACACUGGUUAAUCGAAGAGAAACUACAUAUUCAAGAAGUGAUACUAAUGAAUCAUUAGCUGCAAAUCCACAUAGAAGAGAUCAUAGGCAUCACUAUAGACAAGAUUCUCGAAAUUAUGACCUUUAUCCUGAACAUCAUCAUCACCAAACUUAUCCUCAUCCGCAUCAGCAUCAUCGACACAGUGGAAGAGAAGAGAUAAAUCCUCAAAGAAGAUAUGACAACCAACAUAUACGUCAUCAUAACCAUUAUCAUGAACAUCAUGGAUCUUCUCAAUAUGAUCAGAAUCCAACAGUUCAACAAGAAAAAUUACAAUAUCAAGAAAGAACAAGAGAACACUACUCAACAUUAACAACUCCUAAGGAUCAAGUUCAUAAGGAACCUGUGAGUGACGACUAUAAAUUAGAAUAUACAGGAACUCAUUCAACACAAUCUUCCGCUUCAACACAGUCAUCUACUUCAACAACUAAGACUGUUAAAGAGAAAGAAACAGAGACUGUGAAACCACAUAAAGUCGCUUCAACAAACACAAACCAGCCACACAGUCAAAAUUCGGAUGUAGAUUCUUCUAAAGAAAAAACUGAUGAUAAUUCAGAUGUACAUAAAGUUAUACCAUCCGAAGAUCAUCAGCAUCAUCAUCAUCACCAUCAUCAUGAUCAUGAACAUAAAGAUCACGACAACAGUGAUAAGAAGAAGAGCAGUACAGUAAAGCCUACUGACAAAAAUACUGACGAACUCCAUGAGAAUGCAGAAACGAAAAACGAAGAAAAACACGCUACACAAGCUACACCCAUUGCAGCAGCAAGUAAAACGGUUGGAGGUCACUAUUCAAAAACAGAGAGCAAAGAAUCUAAAUAUCAACACGCUGAAUCACCUACAUCAGAUUCAGUUAGCCAAUCAUAUCACGCAUCACAAACAAAAUUAUCAGUAUCCCCAGCAUCAGCAUCGACAAUGUCGUCAUCUCCACAUAGAAGACCACUUAAUAAACCAGUGGAAACUUAUACAGAUAGCAAAGACCAUCUGCAUUCAUCUCAUAUUGAAGCAUACCAAGUGCUACAACAACAACAACAAAAACAAAAAUAUCAGGAAAAACCGCAGAAAUCAUUGAAAACUGAACACUAUAGUAGUCCAUAUAAACAAAAAGAACCAGUGGUCAGUUCAAGUCAACACUAUACAAAAUCAAAUGCUCACAGUCAAUCAAAUAAUGGCGGUAAUAAAAAAGGUAUAAUUGAAGAUGAUAAUAAGCAUUAUCACUAUCACUACGAGAAGAGUAAAUCUGAUUACUCUGAUAACAAAAAAAGUGAAAGUGCCUAUAAAAAGUCAUCAUCCGCUGAAAAUAAGGCAACGUCACCAUCCAUAACAUUUGUUUCUGGAAAGGAAAAUAAAUAUAGUUCAUCUAAAUAUAAACAGGAUAAAACACCGAAAACUACAAUAAUUACUGAUGAAACAUUAAAAAAGAUUAAAGAGGAAAUAGAAAAGAAAAUACGUAGUGAUUUAGAGAAAAUGACUCGACAAGUUAAAGAAUCUGAUAAAUCGGAAUAUGGUGAAAAGGAAAAGUCAUCCUAUUCACAACCUUCUCGUUCAAAUUAUGAAGAAGAACGAGAAGAAAAAGAAAAUGGUAGACAGAAUUAUGAUGAACCUAGAAGAGAAGAAGAAUUCAGUAGGUUUCAUGGACGAGACCAUGAAAGAAAACCACGACGUCCUAGAAAUCAGUACGAACGGGAUUCUGAUCACGAUCGACACGACGAAAGAAAUAGACGUUACGAACCUGAAGAAGAUGAAUUCCGAUCGGAUAGACAUGAACCACGAUAUUCACCGACAGACAGAGAUAUCCCACCAUAUCGUCGUCAUUCUCAUCACCAGCCUAAUCCACCACAUCAUCCAUUUCCACGACAACAUUAUCCACAUCCUCCUCAUGAAGAUGAAAGACCAAGUCGUGAAAGGGAUCAUGUAUAUCGUAUUCAUGGAGAAGAGUCUUCAGAUCAUUCACCUGAUGAAAAAAAUAAUGAUGAAACUGCACAGCAACCAGAAAAACGAAAUAAUUACAAACAGAGACCAAGAAGCAUAGUUCAAGGUGUAUCAUUUACGGAAAACGCUACAGCCCUACCAGCCCCACCAGACAGCGAUAAAUAUACGACAAAAAUUUUGGAGUCCAUUUCCAUUCCAGUGAUUCUUGACGUAGAUGACGCAUUAACCAAUGAAUGUCCUAUAUUUUCUUGUACAACAAAUUGUACAGGUAACUUAUACAAGCUUGAUACCACCACAGGUUGUCCGAGAUGCGAAUGCUGCUCACAGGCUGUAUGCCAAAAACAAUGCGAUAACGGCUAUGAUGCUGAUCAAGAUGGUUGUCCUACGUGUCAGUGUCUGGGAUCUUACAGUUAA